Messenger RNA from Prorocentrum cordatum, 663 nucleotides. The record is from the annotation of a GenBank genome assembly. Lineage: Eukaryota; Dinophyceae; Prorocentrales; Prorocentraceae.
AUGACGCUGCUCCGAGUCGUGGGGCAGUCGUCCAGCGAGGCCGUACUGCAGGACUGGGCUGGACCUGGCGGAGCGCCAGCUGGCCGCCGCCGGCGGCGCGGCCUGCGGCCUCCCACUGCGGUGCUGGAUGGCGCUGCCGUGCGUCAUAUCCUCGAGUCCGACAGCGCGCGUCGGCGCUUGUACGAGCUGGGCCUCGCCACGCGCACGAGCGUGUGCUGCCGGUUGUCGCCUGCGCAGAAGAAGGAUUUGCUGGUGGAGCUGGUCCGGGAGCAGGACCCCAGCGUGGUGACGUUGGCCAUCGGCGACGGUGCCAAUGACGUUCCGAUGAUCCAGGAGGCGCGCACAUCGGCAUCGGCAUCAGGGGCAAGGACCGAGGGCAUGGGUGCCGUGCAGGCCUCCGACGUCGCCAUCUCCCAGUUCCGCUUCCUCGGCAACCUGCUCCUCUGCCACGGUCGGCGGUCUUACCACCACGUGGCGCUCUACCUCUGCUACUACCUGUACAAGAACAUGGCCGUGGCGUGGGGUGACAUACUGCACGCUUGCGACAUCGGCUUCGGCGGUGACAUUGCGUAUCGGCGAGUGGCUGUCCACCUUCUUCAACGCCUUGUUCACCUCAUGGCCAGUGGUCAUCGUGCUCGCGUUCGACCGCGACAUGCCCGAUGA